This is a messenger RNA of Gigantopelta aegis, 831 nucleotides long. RefSeq lists its product as uncharacterized. The record is from RefSeq and is a predicted model, not a curated record. Bases 34 to 825 code for a protein of 263 amino acids. The transcript has 6 exons. Lineage: Eukaryota; Metazoa; Mollusca; Gastropoda; Neomphalida; Peltospiridae.
UCCCAAGACUGUGAUUUGCAGUGUUUUGUGCCAAUGGUGUCCGUAUUCCAAUCACUAAGAAACAACCUGACUACAGGAGACAUCGUGCUGUCUAGAUUAAGGACACUGUGUCCGAGAUACCGGAAUUACAGACAGUGUAUUGAGCUGACAAUCGACCUCUGUGACUCAAACAUCGUGCGAACACACCGGUUUCUCACGGACACCUUUCAAUACGUGUGUGAUGAGGCUGGGCGAGAUAUCGACACGUAUAACGCAUGCUGGGGCCGAUAUGAAACCAUUGACGCCUUACGAACAUGUGGAUCUGACGCCAUUGUUCAUUUGUCUGUACGAGGCCAAAGAUGCAGAUUCUUUGAAGAUUUUGAAAGCUGUACAUUUUACCGUAUUGGCCAGCUGUGUGGCGAAGAACCAGCUGUUUUGAUGGCCAACUUUCUCAACAGAUCUAACACACAAAACAAGGUGGAUUUUCAGUGUAUCAGACCACCUCCAUACACAGGAGACACGAUAACUCAAAAGCUGCAGAUACGAUGUUAUGACUGCCACAACGCUAUUGGAUCGGCUAGUGUCCACUGUCCCUUGAGUGGAAACAUUUCCGACUGGUGGGCCGCUAAAACGCAGUGCAGUGGACGAUGUUUUGCGAGGUCACCCGGCUGGGUCAGGGAAGUUGUUUAUCGUGGGUGCACGACCGGUUUUUGGUUGCCAAAUCCUCUGCCUCGUUCUGGAUGCUGGGCGUUGAAUGGCAACAGCAGAGACAUCUGGUGUCUGUGCGAGACGGAUCUCUGUAACACCAUGGACAUGAGAGACAUCGUGGAGGACACACGAAUCUGACGUCAC